UUAACUUAAGCUUCAUUUCAACCUUGCCUUUUUUUAUCACCAAAAAUACGCAAAGUUACGAUUUUUUAAAUGAAAUUGAUAUGCACAUUUAAAUAUUGCAAGAAAAUGGAAAUUUCUUAGAUCAAUACUUAAGAUGAAUGGAAAGAAAUUGGACGGACCAUUUAUUUUUCGUCUUAAUGAUAACGGUGUUGCACCACAUCUUCUUGUCCAGGUGUGCAUAGAACGUGGGUGGAGAGAAUAUACUGGUGAUACCAAUCAUGCUUUUAAAGAUCACUGGAAUUUGUGGUGGAAAUCAGGAGGAUUUGCUACAUCCCUUUACAAAAGUUUAUUACCCUGGCAGUUUAUAAAUCGGAUUCCUAAGGGUAGCUCGAUAUGUAGAAAAGACAAUCUUAUACGACAUCUGAAAUGUAUGAGACAAGUUUACGGUUCAAUUUAUGAUAUCAGUCCAAUAGGAUAUAACCUUCCAUCAGAGUACACAAAACUAGCAGCAGACUUUAGUCGUUUAGAGAACGAUAAUAGAGUCUGGAUAUGCAAACCCGUUGGACAGAGCCAAGGACGCGGUAUAUUUCUUUUUCGGAAACUAAGUGAUUUGAUUUAUGAUGGAUCUGCUGUCGUUCAGAGAUAUAUUGAAAAGCCACUCCUUAUUGGUGGUUAUAAAUUUGAUUUAAGACUAUACGUAUGUGUUCCAUCUUAUAGACCUUUGGUUAUUUAUCUUUAUAAUGAAGGAUUGACACGUUUUGCGACACAAAAAUUUUCACUUGAUAAUCUCAAUGACCCUUAUCGACAUCUUACUAAUUUUGCACUCAAUAAAUUAGGACCUGGAUAUUCUCAGAAGAAAGAAAGAAUUGGUGCAGGAUCCAAGUGGAGCUUUCGACAAUUAAGGAGAUACAUGAAUCAAUCAGGCUUACAAGAUUGGUUUCUUUGGCAGCGAAUUGCUUGUCUUGUUACUUUAACGAUUCUCAGCCAAACAGCUGGGAUACCUAAAUCAUUAAAUUGCUUUGAAUUUUUUGGAUUCGAUGUUUUAAUUGACGUCAAUCUUAAACCUUGGCUUUUAGAGGUCAAUUUAAGCCCUGCUUUAGGGAAUGAUUGUGAAGUGGACUCUGAAGUAAAGAAGCCAUUACUUCAUGAUCUUUUUGAUUUACUGGGCCUACCAGUAUGUAAUACAGGUCUUUCAUUAUUCAAAAUUUGGUCAACGUCUAAUAGUAAAAAAAAUAAUCAUCAUAACAAUAUUAAUAAUAAUAACAAUACUACAUAUUGUGCUGAGUAUAAUUGUUGUGCUUCCAAAUAUAAUAAACCACGGUGUUCUAAACAACGAUGUAAAUUUAAUUCAAACAGUUCGGUUAAUUUUUUAAAUAUCAAUUCAGAAACGUUUCAACAAUCGCCAACUCAAAAUUAUGUUAAUUCAUACUCUUGUUGCCAUUCUGCUGGUUUCGAGAAAAAACUUCGACGAUACAAUCAACUCAAUCAUAAAGUUAACAGCGUAAUUACUAGCAAUAAUAAUUCAGAAAAAACAAUUUGGGAUAAUGGAAAGAAUUGGAAUGAUCCUAAAACUCGAGAAGGUGGAUGGAUUAGAAUCUAUCCAAUUAUUGAUUAUCAAUUGCUAGAAAAUAUUGAUGAUGAUCAAUCUAUUUAUUUAAAUGAUGUUAAAGCUCAUGAUAAAGAAAUUAGAAAUAGUGUAUUAUCAAUUCAAAAAUUCAUUAAAGUUGCAAAAGACAUCAAUCGAGAAUUUGGAAAAUAUGGAGAUAAACGUUGUAAUGAACUUCUACGGCAAGAAUUAAAUUUGAGUACUGAAAUAUGGCUGCCAGAUAAAUAAUUUAUGUAUAUUAGUCUGAGAACAAUAAAUUCAAAACCAUCAA
Messenger RNA from Chelonus insularis, 1856 nucleotides. Its product is annotated as probable tubulin polyglutamylase TTLL2. Gene Ontology annotation, biological process: microtubule cytoskeleton organization; protein polyglutamylation. Gene Ontology annotation, cellular component: cilium. Lineage: Eukaryota; Metazoa; Arthropoda; Insecta; Hymenoptera; Braconidae. Gene Ontology annotation, molecular function: tubulin binding; tubulin-glutamic acid ligase activity. The coding region runs from base 134 to 1813 and encodes 559 amino acids. The record is from RefSeq and is a predicted model, not a curated record. The transcript has 9 exons.